Messenger RNA from Schistosoma turkestanicum, 2196 nucleotides. NCBI's taxonomy places the organism in Eukaryota, Metazoa, Platyhelminthes, Trematoda, Strigeidida, Schistosomatidae. The record is from the annotation of a GenBank genome assembly.
AUGUUUUAUCAAUAUCGUGUAUUUUAUCGUCCAGUUUCUUCAGAACGUCCUGAUACACAGACUAGACAACAGCAACAACAACAAACUACAUUCUGCGCUGAUACAAAUUCUAAGCUCAUUGAACCUGAUUCAAUGUAUCUUGACAAUUUAGAACAGCACAGAUUAAAUGGUAGUGGAGAUACAAGUGCAUAUUGUACUAGUGAGAGUAGAAAAAGUCAAAACGAUUCAUUAAUCAAUGAUAAUCAUAGUUUUACAAUGAAUAGCAAUGAGAAUGUGAAUAAUAAUAAUAAUAAUAUUAUUAGUAGUAAUCAUACUACUAAUAAUCCCAAUUCAAGUAAUGGAAGUCUUAUUGAUCAACGUUUUAACACUGAAAAUACUAGUAGUAAUGUACAAUAUCCUACAAAAACAAUUAGUCAUUUACAUUAUAAUGAGAAUAACAUAGAAGGAGGCAUAGCUGCUUCAUUAUCUGAUUUAGGCGGUUCCCUAUUAUCAUUAUCUGCAAUCCUUCCUGAAGCUCAUCAUUACCGUCAACCUUAUCAUCAUAAUCCUCAUCCUCACCAUCAUCAUCAUCAUAGUCGUCAGUAUAAUUCUAGUGAAGUACACUGUACUAAUAAUCAUCAUCAUCAGAUUACAACAUCAAAUGAUUCAUUUAGUCCAUCAUCUAAUUGGUCCAUUGAUGGUAAUUCACAAUAUACUACUCAUAGUAAUCAAAUCAGUAAUAAAUAUAGUCAUCCUGAUUUAAAUAUACAUUAUACUGAAUCAUAUUACACACCAAUUCGUCAAUUCGAUUCACCAGUAGCAGCAACAGUAGUAUCUUCUAUAUCAACUACAUUAUCAUCUUCAUCAUCAAUAACUUCUAGUAGAAAUCAUCAUCAUCAUCAUCAUCAUCAUCAUCAUGAAUCGUCCAAUGAACAAUUACCGUCAACAUCCGACAAUAAUAAUAAUAAUCAUAACUUAAAAGUAAAUAACACAUUUGAUUGCAUGAAUGACAACAAUUCAUUGAAUGAACAAAAACGUCAUGUGAAUUUUACAAAAGAUAUUUUAUGCAAAUCAAAUAUGAAAUUUCAUAAAUCCGAUUAUUAUCAUCAACAACAAUUAUUACAUAAUGCUAAUUGCCUAUCGGAACAGAAUUCACAGAAAUGUUUGAUGAGAGAAGACAAUUCUGAAAAAUCUCCUUCAUUAAAUCAAAAGUUAAAAACUAAAACGAUCGACAAAUAUUUACCAUUAUAUCCUUCUACUUCUACUACCACGACAUCAUUAUGUUGUUGUAAUGAAUGUUUAAAUCCUUUAACUUAUCAAAUGAAUCAUUUAUCAUCAAUGAACUGUAUGCCAACGACAACUUUAAAUGAAAAAGAAGCAGAAGCAGCAGAAGAAGAAAUCUUAACGAAAAAUAUUCCCAUACACACAAUAACAUCCAUGCAUAAUCAAUAUAAAACAAAUCAACAACCUCAUUCAUAUGAAUUCUAUGAUAAUUUCUGUUGUGCAUUAACAAAUCGAAUCACAUUGAAUUCAAGUGAACAACAACAGCAGCAGCAACAUCAACAACAACAACGGACAGUAAACGCAUCAUCAGCAUUAUGUCAUCAACCAUUAACACAUUUCAAUGAAUCGAUCAAUAUGGAAAAGACAAAUUUAACAAAUGGUGAACCAAUUCUUUCCGAUAUCUAUGAAACACCAUAUGCAUCGGUAACAAUACACGAUGAACCGAUCAAUGAACAACAUCCACCGAAACAUAUAUCAAUCAAUUCAUGCAAUGCCAAGUCAAGCUUAUCCACAAAUAGAACAGAAGAUAAUUCUCAUCUCUUAUUGAAACCGAAUUAUUGGUCACCUAUUACAAAUGCCAAUAACUUGCCCUUUACCAAUGAAAAUUCAUCACACUCUAAACUGUUCAAUCCAUAUUUAUAUUCUGUAGGCUAUUUGGAUUAUGUCACAAAUAAUCCUUUAAUUUAUCCUCAUCCAUUGUAUACAUCAGCAACAUGUCAUACGAAACAAUUACACAAUGCCACUGUGAAUACCACCACCACUGGAGGUGUAGUUUCUUCUUCAUCUUCUACGGCUGCAUUGUCUACAAUUACAACUGCUGGUCUACCACCAUCUGGACAAGUUUAUCCAAUGGAUAAUUGGAAUAUGAUGGAAUGGGUAGUUAAAAAACGUCCAGAUGGAACACGUUAUAUAACUCGACGACCAAUAAGGUGA